UUUACACCCCACCUAAGUUUAGUUUUUGGCGCGUACCACGUGGAUUUCAUGCCCUGCUUUUAUCAUUGUACUAACUAACAAACACUUUUCGCUUUAUAUAUCACCCUAAGCACUUACAUAAUAAUUCUUCCCUCAGCGACAACAAAAACCUUCUCAGUUAAGAAAGAAAAACUCUAUCUCUUUCUCUCUCUCUGUUACAAAUGGCUGAGGAAUCUCAAGGGAUUAAGCUGUUUGGCGCAAUGAUUAGACUCAACACUGAGGAGGUCAAGAAGGGAGAAAAAGGAAGGGAAUACAAGAGGGAGGAGAAGAGAACAGAGAAGAUAAUACCGUGUCCUAGAUGCAAGAGCAUGGAAACUAAAUUCUGCUACUUCAAUAACUACAACGUUAAUCAGCCAAGGCAUUUUUGUAAGAGCUGCCAGAGGUAUUGGACUGCUGGUGGCGCCCUCCGAAACGUCGCUGUCGGAGCCGGCCGUCGGAAGGGCAAGCCGCCGUCUCAUGCUGCCGCUGAGUUCCCCGAUGGGGCUGUCUAUGAAAGUUCCGAAGAUGAGAACAAGUUUGAGAUGGGAAAUAGGUUGCUUUCGGAAGAGGUUCACGCUGAUUUCCGCCCAAUUUUCCCGGCGCCCAAGCGGCGGAGGACUCCAUCAGGUGAGCAUGAAGGUGAAUAAAAUGAUCUACGAAUUGAAAGCAGAGAACAUGGUGGACUUAAGUAGGAACAAGAAGAAGAAUUCAAAAACUAGAGAGAAAAGCGUGUGGUGAAGAUGUGAACACCUCAAAAAUAUUCGGUGACAUUAAAUCAAUGGAUGAUGCUAAGCUACGUGACACAUUCACAUUAGUUUUUUCCUCUAUGCUAAACUCCAUUGUCCAUAUAUACCAAGCUUUUAUCUUUUAAGCCAUCAAUGUACUUCACAUAAUUGGCUAAGUGGGUUUCACACUAUCUUUGACACCAAAUUCAUGUUUAUAUUCACAUAAUAUUCUUCAAAUAUUGCUCACUGGACAAAGAGAUAGGAUUCAAAAAGUUUACAUCAAGAAAAGUAUUAUACAUAUUUUAGUGCAAUUUGUCGUUUCAGCUUUUUAAUUUAUUCAUCCUUUUCUCUUGAGUCUAGUUUUUCUAGAGGCCGGCCGAUAAACCUUACCAAAU
Messenger RNA from Vigna radiata var. radiata (mung bean), 1138 nucleotides. Its product is annotated as cyclic dof factor 4. Gene Ontology annotation, molecular function: DNA-binding transcription factor activity; DNA binding. The coding region runs from base 201 to 665 and encodes 154 amino acids. Lineage: Eukaryota; Viridiplantae; Streptophyta; Magnoliopsida; Fabales; Fabaceae. The transcript is spliced from 2 exons. Gene Ontology annotation, biological process: regulation of DNA-templated transcription. The record is from RefSeq and is a predicted model, not a curated record.